GCCCCUAGUACAAAUAAAAACAUUAAAAAACACGUCUUUUGGUCCCAGACCGCUAUUUAGAACAAAGUUUUAGUGUUUCUUCGGGUCAAACUUUAUAAAGGAUCUGCAGGAGAGAGGACAAAGUAUUGAAUUUGGGGAUGAUUUGAACGACAUGAGGCCUGGUCAGAUGAAAAUGUUUCUUGAUUUGGCACUGAGAUGCUGCGAGGAAAGGAGUGAAGACAGGCCAAAGAUGAUCGAUGCUGCCAAGGAGCUUAAACGAAUAGAGAGAUCACUAGUUGAUAGACCUGCUGGUCCCAGAAGCACCUUUAGGUCUUUCUUGUUUUUGGAAGAAAACUGGAAACCUCUUUGCCAAGAAAUUGAUUAUUUGUUUAAUGGAAUCGAUGGUGAAGAAGCUGAAGCAGAAUCUGAGAUCUGGGUUUUCCAGAAGAAUUGUUUUGUCUCGGAGGGCGCAAUCUACAAGUCGUUUAAAGGUAUCAUCGAAGAUAAUUCUUACUUGAUCAAGAGAUUCCACGAGGAACAUGGAGUUCUGAAUCAGCGUGGAUGUAUCACGGUUAACGGGGAAGAAUCUAUAUUGCCAUGGAGUGUACGACCGCCUUACGAAUACGGUAGAUCUGAUGGGGAUAUUAAACAUAUUGCUGUCUGUGUGAAAGGCUUAUAUGAGAAUCGGAAGCUCGAUGAAGUAAUCGAUCCAAUGAUGGCAAAAGACAUCACAAAUGGCCAAAGAUUGCAAGUGGAAGCAUGUGUGGUGCUGGCUUUGAGAUGCUGCGAGGAGAGAGAUGAAGACAGACCAAAGAUGAUCCAAGUAGCUAAGGAACUCAAGCGGAUUGAGCGAAUGGAACCGUCACUAGAUGCUAAAUCUGGAUUGUUAAAGCCUGAGAUGUUGGAAGAUGGGUCAAGUAUGGUCAAGUGGACAAAGAAAUUCGGAAUCAAGAUUGAGAUCAUGCUCAUACUAAGUUUAUGUAUCGCUGGAUGUCUUAUUGCAUUACUUUUCGGGGUAAAGCUUCGGUUUAAUUGGGAACUAUCAGAAGAAUCGGUUUACUUUACUGGACCUGACGGAUAUCGAGUAGGUAUUCUUGCAUAUGUGAAAGGUUUAUCUGAGAAUGGGAAGCUCAGUGAAGUAAUAUGUCCUAUGAUGAUGCAAGACAUGACAAGUGCUCAAAGAUUGCAGGUGGAAGCAUGCGUUUUACUUGCACUGAGAUGCUGCGAGGAGAGGGUUGAAGACAGACCGAAGAUGAUUCAGGUAGCUAAAGAACUCAAGCGGAUAGAACAUCAUGUUUUGAGAUCCUAGCUAGUGAUCAUCUCUACUCUUAGACUGUAUAGCCAAGUUUCAAAUUUAUUAGUUUUGAAAGUUUGGAACUCAAGCGGAUUAUGGACCUGAAGGAUGCCAAAGAGUUAAGGGGUUAGAAAGACUUUUGAAAGCCUCUAUGUCCGACCCAAACAAAGUCUACUUUGUGUAGAGUUGUCUAAAAGCCUUUGCUUAUAUAUGGUCUUUCUCUGUUUUUCAGAUUUCUCUAGUAUUUUUGUUGAUAUGUAACAUGAGCUUAGAUAGCUAGAUUUCAGUUUGGGCCUAAUGCCGUCAUAAUGAAACUGCAAAGCUAUC
Arabidopsis arenosa is the source of this 1600-nucleotide messenger RNA. Lineage: Eukaryota; Viridiplantae; Streptophyta; Magnoliopsida; Brassicales; Brassicaceae. The record is from the annotation of a GenBank genome assembly.